AUGGGAUUUGGACUACCUGGACUAAGCCGUUGGAUUCUGCCUCUACUAUUGGUACUCUUGUUUGUGAUAUUGGCAGCUCGCCUAACUCACAAUCUGCCCAAGUAUCGACAAGGACUGUCCGGGAGCACUCCUCAUAGGCCUAGCUACGGUGGUCGCCUUGACGGUGUGUGCUCCGCGGACGGCGACUAUAAGCAUCAGAAUAGUCGUUUCGGUGUGUUCAUGCGCGACAUCGUUGACAAAGCUCAUGCUAGCGCUUCUUAUCUAUACCAGGGCGGGUUCAAGUUCGUCACUGAUGGGUGCAACAGGGACUUGGUCAAGACCUCGUAUGGUUUCAAGUACGAGGCGUCUGCACCAGGUGGAUCAUGCCUCUGGGGAAACACGCCUCCUCUCAAACUGCUACCGGUCGCUGCCCUAGCCGAAGCCUUGAACGUUACCACAAUCAUCGAAUCGGGGCGACGUGGAGGCGCUUCUGCUUUGGCUUACCACCAGCUUGGCUUCCAUGUCAUUAGCGUUGAGUUUGACCCCAUUCAAGAGGUCGAGGAUGCCCUGCGUGAGAUCGCCCCCGACAUCGAGCUGAUAAACGGCGAUGCGAUGGUUGAGGUUCCGCGCAUUCUUGAUCGUCUUCCUGCGCAUGAGGCCGUCGGUGUGGUUAUAGAUGGUCCGAAGCUUCAGCCUCAGUUGGACUUGUGGACGGCCAUAAAAUCUAGGGUUCGUUUUGGUGCCUUGGAUGAUGUCAAUUCCACGCCGGGUAAGUAUCGACGGCAUCAGAAGAACGUCAUGAAGACGUACCACCCAUACUGGUCAACAAGCGACGAUGCCUACAUGAAUACACAGGCACCAAAAGACAUUCGGUGGAGUGAUGCCCAGGCUACCAGUCUUGGUAUCAUGCGCGAUUUCGCCCGUGUGAUUUUGGGUGUAUCAUCGAAGGACAACUGUCUCCGUCGGAGCGAGUGCAGUACCGAGCUUGGCAUGGCGUUUUUGUUGGGUGGCAUGAUGUGUGAAUUACCCUGGUCGAUUUUGUUCCGCGUUUGCUAUCUUAAAUUGGCAUACAAGGUGUAUGUAAAUGUGAUGCCCAGAAGAACCGAAUUAAUGCUAGUGGUGUCCAAAACAACUCUUGCUGAAGUUUAA
This is a messenger RNA of Perkinsus marinus ATCC 50983, 1128 nucleotides long. RefSeq lists its product as hypothetical. Bases 1 to 1128 code for a protein of 375 amino acids. The record is from RefSeq and is a predicted model, not a curated record. The transcript has a single exon. NCBI's taxonomy places the organism in Eukaryota, Perkinsozoa, Perkinsida, Perkinsidae.